This is a messenger RNA of Xenopus tropicalis (tropical clawed frog), 1375 nucleotides long. It is a transcript of the gene dgcr6, whose product is annotated as DiGeorge syndrome critical region gene 6. Lineage: Eukaryota; Metazoa; Chordata; Amphibia; Anura; Pipidae. The transcript has 5 exons. The coding region runs from base 33 to 629 and encodes 198 amino acids. The record is from RefSeq and is a predicted model, not a curated record.
CCGUUGUGACGUAUACCGCGCAGUAACCCAACAUGGCGGGGUAUAUGGGGAUGUAUGAGGAGCCCCGUGACAUAACUCAGCAGCAGGAGAGACAUUAUUAUCUUCUGUCAGAGCUGCAGAGCCUGGUGAAAGAUCUCCCCAGUUCGUGCCAACAGCGAAUGUCUCACACCAUACUAAGUGAUUUGGCCUUAGCUCUUAUUGAUGGGACGGUUUUUGAAAUAGUCCAAGGCUUGCUGGAAAUUCAGCAUCUAACAGAAAAAAAUCUGUACAAUCAACGAUUAAAGCUACAUGCAGAACACAGAGGCUUAAAACAAGAUCUUCUACGCAAGCAUAGAGAAGCUCAACAGUCCUGCAAAGCGCACAAUUUUCAAGUACUCAAAGCCACCCAGCAGAGAGAGCUAGAGUCUCUUGAGCAGCGCAUUAAAGAAGAGCAACGAAUGAUGGAUGAGAAAAUUGUUCUGGAAUUAGAUCAGAAAGUGAUAGAUCAGCAAACCACCCUGGAAAAAGCAGGAGUUUCUGGCUUCUAUAUAACAAAAAAUCCCCAGGAGCUGAUGCUCCAAAUGAAUAUACUGGAGCUAAUCCAGAAGCUGCAACAAAAGGAAUCCCUGUCAAACAAAAUAUACCCUUAAGUCUAAAGGAACAGAUUCUGCACUUUUUCUUUCUGAAAAAAACUGUACAUAAUGCUAUAAAACUGUAAAUAAGGCUGUAAUGCUGAUGUUUCUGUUAGGUCAGAGUCUAAUUUCCUUUAUAUGUCUAAACUUUUCAUUUGUAUAUAAUGAACAGCAGCAUUAAUGGUUAAAUAUUUAUGAUGACAACAUUUUUCUUUUUAAACAAAACUGUGUAUGUCAGGCAUGUGUUCUAAGGUUUUUCCUCCUAAGGAACAAGUGGGAGGAGAAAAGAAUAAUUUUGCCGUUUCAGUUCCUAUCCCUGAGAACAGAGGCAGUCCAAAUUUGGGGGAGAGAUGCUUACGGAUUCCUUCAAGUGGGGAGAUAUUGAGCUAAAAUGUUCACAGUUGCAAAAAUACACAUAAAGCCUUUUCAACAUAUGCCUUUUGAGGCUUCAUUGAAGUGUAUAUUGUGCUAUAUCAGUAAUGUACUUUUUUUUUAAAGAAUUAUUAAAGCUAUGUUUGAAUGUGAUAUUUAUUUUUUGCUUAUACAACACAUUUGAAUUGUCUAUAAAAGUAAAGACAAACUAAAUACCUGUUUUGUGAAAAAAGUGUUAAUUUAAAGGAAUUGUAAAUAUGCCAUGGAAUGUGGCAUUGCAGCUUAUUGCUGGCAUACUUCCUAAGGUCAGCUGAUAUGCUCAUCAUGUAUACAUGUCUGUCAGUUUAUACUGUUGGCAGAAUAAAACGUACUUACUUAUGCCUUAACUAAUA